Saitoella complicata NRRL Y-17804 is the source of this 858-nucleotide messenger RNA. Its product is annotated as ubiquinone biosynthesis protein COQ4, mitochondrial. Gene Ontology annotation, cellular component: mitochondrial inner membrane; mitochondrion. The coding region runs from base 1 to 858 and encodes 285 amino acids. The transcript has a single exon. The record is from RefSeq and is a predicted model, not a curated record. Lineage: Eukaryota; Fungi; Ascomycota; Saitoellomycetes; Saitoellales; Saitoellaceae. Gene Ontology annotation, biological process: ubiquinone biosynthetic process.
AUGAGUCGCCCAGCAUCGGGUCCGACGGUUGGACGGAGACAGUUUUCGACGUCGAAAAGGGUUCUCAGUGCGGGUGAGCCGCUUUACCCUGGACACAUCCCAACGGGUGUUUUCGAAAAAAUCGCACUCACCAUUGGCUCCGCUGCCGUGUCCCUCAAAAACCCAUACCGAGGAGACAUGGUUGCCGUACUCGGUGAAACCACAGCAUCACCAUACUUCAUCAAGAAACUACGAGACAUCAUGCUUCAAUCGGAGUCUGGGCGUCAGAUCCUCCGCGAGAGACCGCGUAUCACAUCUACGACACUCAAACUCGAAGAUCUGAGGCAGUUACCAAGUAACUCGGUUGGGAGGGAGUAUGCUGCGUGGCUCGAUGCUGAGGGUGUUUCGCCUGAUACGAGAGCGGCGGUGAAGUAUAUCGAUGAUGAAGAGUUGGCUUAUGUCAUGCAGCGAUACAGAGAGUCGCAUGACUUCUAUCAUGCGGUUACUGGCCUGCCGAUUACCGUCGACGGAGAACUAGCCCUGAAAUGGUUCGAGUGGGCAAAUAUGGGGUUGCCAGUCGCAGCCCUCAGUGCACUGGCUACCUUCGGUCCUCUGAAGGUAAAGAAAAGUGAUCGGAAAAGGCUGGUGCAGACUUAUAUCCCAUGGGCGUUGAAGAACGGAAUGAACGGCAAAUCCUUAAUAGACAUCUACUGGGAGAAUGAAUUGGAGACAGACGUGGAUGACCUGAGACGGCGAUUGAACAUCACGAAACCACCGAGUUUGAGAGAGGCAUACAAGAGGGCCCGUCAGGAGAUGAAGCAAGGUGCGCGGGACGAAAUGGCAAAGCUCAAGGCUUCAGGCUCGAACGUAUCGAUGUAG